GGAUCUUGUCUUUUAUUUUGAUUUCCCUCCCCUCUUUUCUAAGCCUUCGCUUUAAUUUUGCGUUGCGCCGCCCAGUCUAGACUUGACCCAUUCUCGUUCCUGGCUGUGCGCUUGGGGGGACUUACUCAAUCCAUACUAGGGCCCUGAAAAGCGCCAGGUUGGACUUGGAUUCUUGAAAGACAGAACUCCUUGCUUCUGGGCCUUGGUGCAUCGGAUACCGCCAUCACUCACACCUUACUUGGCGAUAUUCUCUUUCUUCCUCUCCUUUCUUCUUUUACGUUCAUUCGGAUCCAGUUUUUCUAUGCUCGAGCUCCUGAGAAGCCCAGAAACCGCGCAUGCAACUUGUCGACGUCUCAGAAGCUGACAUUAGAGAAUCAGGGGGAAGAAAGAAGAGCUAGGAACUUAGCGUUGUUUUCUUUUCUUUUUUCUCUUGUUCCCUGAGGAAAGUGAGCAACAGAAAUAAAUUCAUUCAUACCAAAAAGCAAGGAAACCCCAGGAAUUUUUGCCCUUGGUGAAAGCAACGGGUUCGGGUGGUUCUUAAAGAACAAUAUGCCUCCGGCUAGUUCGUCGUUCACGGCGUUGAAUUUGCCAGCCUCAUUUUCUCUUCCACAAUGCAUGGAAUACUUUACCCUCACCGCUGGUCCCAAUACCGAUCUCUGGCGGAAACCUCCAAAUGGUGACACAUCCACGGCGCCCAUUGUAUUCACUUCGCUGCGAAACCCAUUUGUAAUCGCAGAAGUGACGGUUAGCGCCGACUGGGAGAUGGAAUGGGAUCAAGGGGGGCUGGUGAUUUUCGCGGGAGCCGCACCACAGUCCUUCUCGUCGGGAAGCGUUCCAUUGGACUUCAGUCGUUCGGGAUACCCCCAGAUCGCACGGCCCUGCAAAUGGGUCAAGGCGGGUAUGGAGUUUAGCUCGGGCACCGUGAACGCAUCGUCGGUCAGCGCAACUGCGGAUGGAGCCGAUUGGUGUCUUUCACCGCUCUGUCUACCCGAUAGCGGACCAUCAGCCGUGAAUUCGCUGCGGAUUAAGCUGGAACGGAUCGGCCACUCCCUUUGGAUCUGGUACCAGGUCCCCUCCGCUGUACCCUAUGCCAUGACCCCGGGUGCAGUGAGCAGCACGUGGAAAAAGCUGCGUGAGGUGACCUGGUUCUUCUACGGCGUGGAGGAUAAAUUUAUCCACGUGGGGGUCUACGCGAGCCGCCCGAAUAACGUUUCUCGCAAUGAUACGAUGUGGGAGAUGAUGAACGGUCCGAUUAUGGGAGACUCCACGGCUGGCUCUGGAGAUUCUUUGGUGGUGGAGUUUGAAGAUCUCGAGAUAUACUAAUGACACUGGACCCUUUUCCCCUCGGAUGUAUCUCAUUCUUGUUUCUCUCCCUCUCCCUCCACCCCUCCCUCUCUCUCCUUGCGAUUUUUCAUCAGCACCGCCACGAUCUGCGAAUGGCUUCUGCUCCAUGAUUUGCGCCGCUGGUUGGGCCCAACAUGUCGAGAUUCUUUUUUCCUCUUUUCUUUUCCUAGAUUACCAUGACUAUCUCGAGGGUAUGGUGUCAAGCAUACAGAAGGGCAUUAUGAGC
This is a messenger RNA of Aspergillus alliaceus, 1570 nucleotides long. RefSeq lists its product as uncharacterized. The transcript has a single exon. Lineage: Eukaryota; Fungi; Ascomycota; Eurotiomycetes; Eurotiales; Aspergillaceae. The coding region runs from base 550 to 1323 and encodes 257 amino acids. The record is from RefSeq and is a predicted model, not a curated record.